Messenger RNA from Pseudomyrmex gracilis, 535 nucleotides. RefSeq lists its product as uncharacterized. The transcript has 3 exons. Gene Ontology annotation, cellular component: membrane. Gene Ontology annotation, molecular function: olfactory receptor activity; odorant binding. NCBI's taxonomy places the organism in Eukaryota, Metazoa, Arthropoda, Insecta, Hymenoptera, Formicidae. The record is from RefSeq and is a predicted model, not a curated record. Gene Ontology annotation, biological process: sensory perception of smell. The coding region runs from base 56 to 415 and encodes 119 amino acids.
GCUUUUCACCUCGUAUUUUGCUGUAUCUUAUUCGAUCGUCGCGAUACUUGGUGUCAUGUCAUUGACCGUUAAUAUGCUGUUUCAAGCGAUCGAAGAUAACGUGAUCGGCGAGAUAAUUGCCUCCGCUAUAUACGUUUUAACUCAUUUUGGCUAUGUGUUUUGGGUGGCGUAUUUUGGACAGGAUCUAUCUGAUCAUAGCGAAAGUUUGUUUGAAGUAACAUUUUCUUCGCAGUGGUACACAGCUCCGGUGGACAUUCAAAAAUUGUUAAUUUUCCCAUUGCAAAUAUCAUCGAGAACUUGUGCUUUCAAAGUAUUCGGUGGCCUAAUAAUAGCAUCGAUGAAAGGAUUUGCUUCGGUAGCAGUUUUUUUACCUUACUUUUGUUUCGGUAUAGUGCUGAAAGACACGCGUGUGUAACUGAAAUUUAUUCUUGUAGUUGAUUAGUCUGUCAGUGUCUUAUUUUACGGUGUUAUGCUCCAUGUAAUCGUAACGCGAUCAAUACGAAGAAGAAGUGGUAGGAACAUGCGGAGAAAUUUU